Molecule: messenger RNA, 1239 nt
Organism: Suillus discolor
Lineage: Eukaryota; Fungi; Basidiomycota; Agaricomycetes; Boletales; Suillaceae
Exons: 13
Coding region: 110-1060 (316 amino acids)
Source: RefSeq, a predicted model, not a curated record
GGGCCUCCCAUAGACAAAUGUCUGAAUCACUAUUUUUGGCGAUACAAGCGCUGAGCGCUGAAUAUUAAUAUGAACGCUAGACCGUUAUAUACAUCUCCCAUCCUCAAAUAUGACCGUUGUCUCAAAUGAUCCCAGUUGGUGGCCCUUCAUCAAUUUCAAUAUUUUGUACAGCUAUUGGGCGGUUGCCGCAGCCUUCGUGGUGGUAUACGAUUGGGUAUUAACACUUGCACAAGAGAUUGACCUCAUUUGGACCCAACGAUGGUCUCUCAUGACCGUGCUGUACCUAGUCAUACGCUAUGUUGGAAUACCAUUUUCUGUUGUCAAUGCUCUGGAAAACAUUGCGUUUAUCUCGUUGACAGAUGCAGUGAGCAACAUCAUGAACUACGCAACAAAUGGGACAAAUGUGGUCGUAACUGCCAUGUUGGGCGUCAUCAUGAUUGCUCGGUUGCAUGCCAUGUAUCAGAGAUCUAGGAGGAUGCUUAUCUUCCUUGUCAUCAUCUUCUUAGCUGUAAACAUCGCCUGCGGAGUAAUCGCGAUCAUAGGACUCAAGUAUGAUUUCGUAUCGGAGGAAAUGAUACUCUCUAGUAUUCAUAUGUGCUCUGACGGAUCCGAGGAGAAUACGCAGUUUCUCAUAUCAAUUGUUUGGAUGCUCAACACUGUUUGGGAGGUCCUCGCACUGUGUCUUUCAGUCUGGAUCGCUGCGAAGCACUUCCGUGACCUGCGACGACUCGGCCCAUUGACGGGAUCGACCAUUGGGGACUGUUUUAGAGUGCUGAUAGAAUCUCAUGUGCUUUAUUUUGCAAGCUUUGCCGGUGUCUCGUCCCUUCAGCUUGUUAAUCUCUCUCCAGAAGUCGAGAAUUCGGAUUCUGUAGCAGUUGGGAUACUCAGCGGUGCUAUGGAAAUUUUAUUGUCCGUGCAGAUGUUUAUGCUGGGACCACGCCUCAUCCUUAGUGUUCGACAAUAUCACGCUAAACUCGUGGCUGAAUCCGACGCAGAAACUAGCAUGAAUUCGAUUGUCUUCCAGGAGCGUGUGCAUGUACCAACUAGCAGUACUGUGUAGGGAAUGGUUGUCGAGUGUUCCGCAUGGAGAUAUUUGGUUGAGGAUCCGUCGUAGUAUUUAUUUUGGUUAUAGUAUAUUUAAGAUGGGGUUUAUGUAGACAUUUGUUGUUGUAUCACUACUGGAAGUCGGUGAUCCGCCCGCCCACACUCGUACCGAGUGACAAGCUGAAUUUAUCCGGC